GUUGCGCCUCUGGGUUUAGAAACUCUGUGUUAUCGCCUCUGUCUGUGCAUGAGAGUUUAGUUUCCCUCCCAGAAAACACGUGAUACCGUAAAGUGUUGUGUAUUCAGGAGGCGCCUGAAGCGCGGAUGGUUUCACUCCUUUUUGCGAGUUUCGGCUGACUUGACCGCAGUCCUUCAGGCCGUCUAUGUCUUUGUUUUUACAUGUAUAUUUUCGCUUUAGUUUUUACAUGUAUAUUUUCCCAUCUGCUUUUACGAACAGGGAAACAUCACUUUCAUCCGAAUGGGAUUCCUCUUGGAACGCAAGGUCUUCAGGUACAAUUAUUUAUUAAUGUCAGCAUUUAGUUCAUAUCAAGAAACGGUGUAGCAUGUAUCAUUUUACUAUAGAAACACUGUGGGCUUUCAUUACUACAGAUCUGUUUGUUUUUUAUAUCAUAAAAAGGGUUUGUUGUGUUGAAUGAUUUCAAGACUUAUAGACGGGUUAUAGACACCAGAUUUGUAUAAACACAUAAAUAACAGUAGCCUAAAUGUCAAGUGUUGUCCUCCUGUCCCAAUAUUGGAACAUGCAAUCUGAUCUUCAUGUUUGAUGCAAUACAAACCUCACAAUAGGUCUGUACAGGAUCGGAUCGUAGUGUCAACCUUUCCUAUUGUGUGAGCAGGACAAGUUUAUUUUCACUUCUGUAUUCAAUAUCUUUUUUUUGUUUUUCAGGUCAAUGACCAAACAUGAGAUAGAAGACUUAGGCUAUGUGAUGUUUAAUAAAUAAGAAGAUAUGAAACAUUUCCUUCUAACUAUUUAUUUGAUGUUGCAGUGUUCAUAUGGUAAGUUGCCAACACCAAUCAUUGUUUAAGAACAGGUUCAACAUCUGACUGUACUGUUUUUGUCACUAUCAUAUAUGUUGUUGUAGUAUGCCUUAUUUAAGCAAUAAGGCACGAGGGGGUGUGGUACGUGGCCAAUAUACCAUGGCUAAGGGCUGUUGUUAUGCACGACAGAACGCGGAGAGCCUGGAUACAGCCCUUAGCCGUGGUAUAUUGGCCAUAGACCACAAACCCCCGAAGUGCCUUAUUGCUAUUAUAAACUGGUUACCAAUGUAAUUAGGGCAGUCAAAAUAAAUGUUUUGUCAUACCAUGAUAUACCACAGCUUUCAGCCAAUCAGCAUUCAGGGCUCGAACCACCCAGUUUAUAGUAAGCAUUGUGAUCUGGGUGGUUCGAGCCCUGAAUGCUGAUUGGCUGGUAUAUCGUGCCUAAGAACAGCCCUUAGCCAUGGUAUAUUGGCCAUGGUAUAUUGGCCAUAUACCACACCCCCUCUGGCCCUCUGGCCCCCUCUGGGGGGGGCAAACACUUUUUCACACAGGGCCAUGUAGGUUUGGAUUUUGUUUUCCCUUAAUAAUAACAACCUUAAUUUCAAAACUGCAUUUUGUGUUUACUUGUGUUAUCUUUGACUAAUAUUUAAAUUUGUUUGAUGAUCUGAAACAUUUAAGUGUGACAAACAUGCAAACAAAUAACAAAUCAGGAAGGGGGCACUUUUUCACACCACUGUAUGUACUGUUCCUGCCUACCUGGGCUCGGAUAAGAUACUGCAAUCUCCAUUUGCUCUCACACAUAUACCCACCCACAAACAGUCUGUGUCUGUGGGCAGUAUAGUGGUACCAUAUACUGUAUGUUAUCUUUAUUUAUGAGUUUGAUGGUAAUGGCCCUCACUGUAUCCUCUUGUUCCUCCUAGCCCUGUACACCCUCCCUGCUCCAGUCAAUGUUUCCAUAGAGUCCCUCAACUUCCACCAUGUUCUACGCUGGAGCCCUGGUCCAGGCACACCUCCCGGGACUAUGUACAAGAUCACCUGCAGGUUGUCACCCACACCCCACACACCCACCUCUGUGGCUGCUUUGCGUGAUGUAUUGUUGUCACUACCUUUUUGCCCUUCAUGCUGUUGUCUUUGCCUAACAAUGUUUGUACCAUGUUUGUGCUGCUACCAUGUUGUGCUGCUGCCAUGUUGUGUUGCUACUGUGUUGUGUUGUCAUGUUGUGUUGCUGCCAUGUUGUGUUGUUGUCUUAGGUCUCUCUUUAUGUAGUGUUGUGGUGUCUCUCCUACAUUUUUAUUUGUAAUCCCAGCCCCUGUUCCCACAGGAGGUCUUUUGCCUCUUGGUAGGCCGUCAUUGUAAAUAAGAAUUUGUUCUUAAUUGACUUGCCUAGUUAAAUAAAGGUUCAAUAUACACUACCGGUCAAAAGUUUUAGAACACCUACUCAUUCAAGGGUUUUUCUUUAUUUUUACUAUAUUCUACAUUGUAGAAUAAUAGUGAAGACAUCAAAACUAUGAAAUAACACAUCAUGUGAAUCAUGUAGUAACCAAAAAAAGUGUUAAACAAAUACAAAUAUAUUUUUAAUUUGAGAUUCUUCAAAUAGCCACCCUUUGUCUUGAUGAUAGCUUUGCACACUCUUGUCAUUCUCUCAACCAGCUUCACCUGGAAUGCUUUUCCAACAGUCUUGAAGGAGUUCCCACAUAUGCUGAGCACUUGUUGGCUGCUUUUCCUUCACUCUGCGGUCCGACUCAUCCCAAACCAUCUCAAUUGGGUUGAGGUCGGGGGAUUGUGGAGGCCAGGUCAUCUGAUGCAGCACUCUAUCACUCUGGUUCUUGGUCAAAUAGCCCUUACACAGCCUGGAGGUGUGUGUUAGGUCAUUGUCCUGUUGAAAAACAAAUGAUAGUCCCACUAAGCCCAAACCAGCUGGGAUGGCAUAUCACUGCAGAAGGCUGUGGUAGCCUUGCUGGUUAAGUGUACCUUGAAUUCUAAAUAAAUCACAGGCAGUGUCACCAGCAAAGCACCCCCCACACCAUAACACUUCCUCCUCCAUGCUUUACGGUGGGAAAUACAGAUGCGGAGAUCAUUCGUUCACCGACACCGCGGCUCACAAAGACACAGAGGUUGGAACCAAAAAUCUCAAAUUUGGACUCCAGACCAAAGGACACAUUUCCACCGGUCUAAUGUCCUUUGCUUGUGUUUCUUGGCCCAAGCAAGUCUCUUCUUCUUAAUGGUGUCCUUUAGUAUUGGUUUAUUUGCAGCAAUUCAACCAUGAAGGCCUGAUUCACACAGUCUCCUCUGAACAGUUGAUGUUGAGAUGUGUCUGUUACUUGAACUCUGUGAAGCAUUUAUUUGGGCUGCAAUUUCUGAGGCUGGUAACUCUAAUGAACUUAUCCUCUGCAGCAGAGGUAACUCUGGGUCUUCCAUUCCUGUAGCAGUCCUCAUGAGAGCCAGUUUCAUCAUAGUGCUUGAUGGUUUUUGCGACUGCACUUGAAGGAACUUUCAAAGUUUUCCGGAGUGACUGACCUUCAUGUCUUAAAGUAAUGAUGGACUGUCGUUUCUCAUUGGUAUUUUACUAAAUAGGGCUAUCUUCUGUAUACCCCUCCUUCCUUGUCACAACACAACUGAUUGGCUCAAACGCAUUAAGAAAGAAAGAAAUUCCACAAAUUAACAAGGCACACCUGUUCAUUGAAAUGCAUUCCAGGUGACUACCUCAUGAAGCUGGUUGAGAGAAUGCCAAGAGUGUGCAAAGCUGUCAUCAAGGCAAAGGGUGGCUAUUUGAAGAAUCUCAAAUAUAAAAUAUAUUUUGAUUUGUUUAACACUUUUUUGGUUACUACAGGAUUCCAUAUCUGUUAUUUCAUAGUUUUGUCUUCACUAUGAUUCUACAAUGUAGAAAAUAGUAAAAAUAAAGAAAAACCCUUGAAUGAGUAGGUGUUCUAAAACGUUUGACCGGUAGUGUAUAUAUAUUUUUUAAACAUGUCAUGUUGGAUCAUUGGCUGAGCUGGCCAAUCAGCGGUCUACUCACAUGAAUAUCUUUAAUGACCGGUUUACGUCCACACCAUUCUGUUGUUGAGGUACGCCCAAACCCAGUGCUUUGCCUAUAUGCAUUUAGCAGUGGCGGAAAUCUGGAAACACUGGACAGUUACUUUGAAUGAUAACUGAGUAUAAUAUCACCCAUCAUCAUGAUUUUGUUUGUGUUAAUCUCGUUGAAUAAUUAUUCUACUGCAUUGUGGAUAGGUUUUUGGACUUUAGACGAAUGAUGGUGAUCGUAUUGCCAUGACACACUUGAUAUGACUGGGUUGUGGAUUGUCUCAGAGGUUAGAUGUAAUAACACUAUAUUUACAGUAGUAAAUCAUUGCUUUUCAGAGAGACAGUCAUUGGAAAGUUCAGACUUCAGUCAGAGCAUUUUGGGUUUCACUUGUGGAGAAAAGCGUUGGUUUUGGACAUAAGCUAAAACCUUUACCUUUAACCAGGAUUAGCCUAUUCAGCGUCAUUUGCCUGUCUUGCAAAGUGUGUUGUGGCUGGAAGAUGUGACUGCAGUGUGAAGUGUUUUUUAAAAGUAUUGCUUUCACUUGACCAUAGAUACAGUUUUGUGUCAUCGUGGUCAUUGUUUCCACCCUCAUAGUAUCUGCUCUAGACUCUAGAGACAGUACUCUGUUAUGCAGGUGUUACCACUUUAAAAAAUCUGUGAAUUUCAAGGGAAUUCAAUAUAAUCAACCACAUUCCCUUCUGCUGGGGUAUACAAAACAACACUCUGAGACAAUGAGAUUUAACCAAACUUACUGUAUUUUGUCAAUAAAGUUAUUCAACUAGGCCUACUCCUUGUUUUAUUUGCUAAUAUUCGGCGCCGCACAUUUUACAUUUACAUUUUAGUCAUUUAGCAGACGCUCUUAUCCAGAGUGAGUGCAUACAUAAAAAUAAAAAAACUUUAUACUGGCCCCCCGUGGGAAUCAAAUCCACAACCCUGGCAUUGCAAGCGCCAUGCUCUACCAACUGAGCUACACGGGGCUACACAGAAAUUACCCUCCAUGUUUCUGUGUCAACAGAAGAAACCACAAGAAGCUAUUGCUACGACCUCAACCCAACAUGACAAGUCAUAGGCUGGAUCUAAAGUUCCACAAAGAAGAGUAUAAAUUCUAUGUUUGUGCCUCCCGCAACCGCUCAGAGUCGCCCUUGGUGGAGACCACCUUCACCCCCUACUUACAGAGUAUGUCUGCUCUCCAUUUUGUCUUGCUAAUAGGAAUGUUAAGAUAUUUGUUUGCUAGAGAUUUUGAAUAGGAGGUGUUUGUGUGAGUGCAAUUAUUUACAUUAGCUAAGUUGACAUGAAAUUACACAAUCUAGUCAUGUAUUUGUGUGUGAAGGUGUCUGUUGUAAUGUUUUUGUAAAUUUGUUUAUCUGUGUGUGAAAUGAUGCUACAGUACCAUUAUAUCUUACAUAGCUGUUAUUGGGUCUCCAACAUUGUCUUUGGAUGGAUGUGGCAACUGCCUGGAAAUCAACAUCACACUGCUUGAGAUAGAAACUAUUAAAGAUAUCUAUGGGAAAUCCUUAUCUUUUGACAUCUACUGGAAGAGAGCAGGAGAUACACAGGUACAAACAACUAUGCCUAUUCUUUCCUUGUCUUCAUUUUAGUAUCAAAUUGUACUCUUUCUUUAUGAUGUGAAAUAUAGAGGACCAUUUAGUCUAAAUCUUACUCUUAGUUCAUGUUCAUUUCCAGCCCAAAAAGACCCAAACAACUAAUUUAAGUUACACGCUGGAGAACUUGGAGGUGGGUGUGGAGUACUGUGUGAGGGUGUACACAAAGAUCACCACCAACCCCCACACACUGCCCUCUGGGUGGAAGUGUGCUUACACCAGCAUUCUGGAGCCCAACAGAGGUGAAUAUUGUUUAUAGUUAUAAGUCAGUGUUUCAUCCCAAUUGCACAGAGCUCAUAUUUUAUCAUGAUUCUCUCUCUCUCUCUCUCUCUCUCUCUCUCUCUCUCUCUCUCUCUCUCUCUCUCUCUCUCUCUCUCUCUCUCUCUCUCUCUCUCUCUCUCUCUCUCUCUCUCUCUCUCUCUCUCUCAGUCCCUGCUGUUGUAGCUGGGCUGUCUGUUGUCCUCAUUGUGAGUGGGAUAGGUCUUAUGGUUCUCAUGUUUGGCCUGUUCUACAUGGGGUUCCUGUGCAAGCUGAAGACCCAACAACCCAGAGGACUGGUGAGAAAUGGCUACAUCUGUAACUAACUACACAAUCUCACUUUUUCACUGUUCGUCUGUGAUCCUUUAUGUUUGUCUUUGUCAUUGUUUCAAUGUGGAUCUAGAAUGUGAAUUUGUGGAGCUUAAGAAAUGCAAAGCCAAUGCAAAUUCCUAUAGGAAAAUACUGUAAGUUGAACUCUAUCACCCACGUAGUCUACAUAAAGUGGUGUACAUACCAUCUAUAGCCAUAAGAUUCAGGCAAUAACGUCACUGUACCUUUCUCCGUGUUUAACACAGCCUCUCUCUCCUCCCCCCAUGCAGACUGCCCUGGUGGAGAGCUACUUCCUCAUCCCAGAGAGGACGAUCCCUGACUUGGUCUCUAUAUCUUCUGAGACAGAGGAACAAGGGAAGGCCCUCAGACCAAAAACACACCAUGACAGACAGAACUCGAACCAUGCGGGGGAGGAGGAGGAUGAUGAAGAGGAAGAGGGGGGAAACGACGACUACGUGGACCGCGCUGCGGGGCUGUCCUUUGACAGCAGCUCCAGCACCACACAGUCCCAGGAUGCAUCAGGGGCUAAUGUGACCCUCCUUGACACAGCAGGGCAUUCUGUGGGGUUGAGUUCUGAGGUAGCUGCUACUGAGGAGGAAAGGGAAGCUCCUGUGGGUGUGAUUGUGCUAGGAUGUCAGGCUCAGGGAGGGGUCAAUGGUGAACAGGUGAGUGUCAUUUCCAGCUUUGACGGAGACCGACCCAGACCUCUGGGACUUGGAGGGUUGGGUGGAGAGGAGGAGAAAGAGAGAGAGGUGGAGGAGAAGGAGACCUCUGGUAACGUCAAUCUGUUCUCUGUGACUCUGGGGGCAUUAAAGAGGGAUGAUGAGGAGGAGUAUGAAGAGGAGACAGACUUUCUAUUAGAAUUUUCAAAACAGGAGCAGAAGCCUCAACUUCCCAUAGACUCCUUACAGAGGACCUUACGACCGGGCAGCAUGAGAUCUCAGAGUGAGAUACAGGAAGAUACAGGCCUAGUACUGACACUGCCACAGACAGUCUGCACACGGAUAUACUCUGAAUAUUCAAAUAGACAUGCUGACAGCAGCACAGAGCCACACUCUGGCUACCUUGUAACGAACACAGGCACUGUGCAGGCUGACAAUGCGACAGAAGGAGAGGAGGAAGACUUCUCAGGGUACAUGGGGCGUUGA
Messenger RNA from Coregonus sp. 'balchen', 7156 nucleotides. The record is from the annotation of a GenBank genome assembly. Lineage: Eukaryota; Metazoa; Chordata; Actinopteri; Salmoniformes; Salmonidae.